Plasmodium coatneyi is the source of this 279-nucleotide messenger RNA. RefSeq names its product Acyl CoA binding protein. The transcript has a single exon. Gene Ontology annotation, molecular function: fatty-acyl-CoA binding. The record is from RefSeq and is a predicted model, not a curated record. Gene Ontology annotation, biological process: fatty acid metabolic process. NCBI's taxonomy places the organism in Eukaryota, Apicomplexa, Aconoidasida, Haemosporida, Plasmodiidae. Bases 1 to 279 code for a protein of 92 amino acids.
AUGAGUAUGGCAGAAUUAUUUGAAAAAUGCGUGUCCUUCAUCAACGGACUUCCCGCAAGUGAAAUAAUCUCCGUUGAAAAUAAAUUACUUCUGUACAAAUACUUUAAGCAAGGCACAAUUGGAAACUGUAACAUAGGUGCACCAAGCAUGUUUAGGCUCCAGGAAAGAAAAAAAUAUGAAGCAUGGAAAUCAAUUGAAAAUUUGAGCAAGGAGGAAGCAAAGAAGAAGUAUGUCGAAACGGUUCAGAAUUUGUACCCAGACUGGGAAAAGGAAAUAUAA